AGGCCGUGCCCGCGCACGCUCUGUCCCGCCGGGCCCCGCGCUCCAGUGCGGGGGCGGUGGUGAAGCGGGGGAUCGCCCUCCCGCCUGCCCGGGCGCGCCCCCGAGCGCCGCCUCAGCAGCGCCCGAGACUGAGCUAGGAGCGGACAGCGCCGAGCCGGCCCUGCUGCCACCGCCGCGGGGGAGAUCUGCAGCUUUCCAAAGUGAUCUCUUUCUGAAUGGAGUUCCUCAGCCACCUCUGAUGUGGCUAAACAAUCCCAAACUAAGGGGACAUGCCAUUCAUCUCAAGGGGGCAGGGGGAACUGAUCCUGAUUCCUUUCGAAAAGGGAGCACAACAACACACGUGUAAAGUGGUUGGGGUGGCUGUUUAUUUCUAAAGAACGUGGAUCCUUGGUCAGGAGUCUAGCAGAGACCAUGAGCUGUUGCUUGGCUCUAACCUUCUGACUUUCAGUUUGUGAGGGGAGUUUGCGGCACCAGGGGCCAUGGCGGACUGGGUUCUCCUUGGACUGAUUGGGGCAUUGCUUGUGCUCCUGCUGCUGACUCUCUUUGGCUUUGCCAUCUAUUCGGGGCUCUUCUCGGAGGUGGUUGUGAGUGCUGGCUCGCCCCCCAUCCGCAACAUCACCCUGGCGUACAAGUUCAAAGUGGGGCCCUACGGCGAGUGUGGCAAGCUGUUCACGGAGAGCUGCAGUAUCUCUCCGAAGCUAUGCUCCAUCGGCGUCUACUAUGACAACCCUCACACGGUGCCACCUGAGAAAUGCCGCUACAUUGUGGGCUGCAUCCUGAGCGAGGGGGAGGAGAAGCCGUCCGAGGAGCUGAUCCGACUGUUCCAGAAGUUUGGCUUCAAGAUCUUCUCCUUCCCGGCUCCCAGCCAUGUGGUCAUGGCAACCUUCCCAUUCACCACACCCUUCUCCAUCCAGCUGGCGGUGAACCGGGUCCACCCGGCCCUCGACACUUACAUCAAGGAGAGGAAGCUGUGCGCCCAUCCCAGGCUGGAGAUCUACAAAGGAGACCGCAUCUAUUUUGUGUGCCCCCUGGCACGCCAAGGAGACUUCUAUGUGCCAGAAAUGAAAGAGAUGGAGCGGAAGAGCAGAGCGGCAGAAGCAGACGAUGCACAGACAGAUAUCACAGGGGCUGACACCCUGAGCGAGACGAGCUCCAUCAGCCUGGAGGCCACGACCGAUAGCAGAGAGACUUCGGUGGCCACCUCCAUCCUGUCCCCCUUCGCAGCUGGCCGCGGGCGGGAUGAACUGGACAAUCGCAGCGAACACAGCUACAGCGAGUCAGGGGCCAGUGGCUCCUCCUUCGAGGAGCUGGAUCUGGAAGGCAAUGGCGAUGGGUCGGCAGGGCAGCCUUCUGACCUGGGCUAUGCCGAGGAGCAGGAGACCACAAAGGCCAAGUGGGCUAAAGAGCCCACUGCUCUGGAGAAAGAGAGGGGUGAAGAAUAAACCAGAGUCCUUCCAGCUUCCUCCCCUUUAAUCGGAAGGAACUGAUCUGUCCUGUUUUCUUUCUCGCUAGCCAAGAGAUUUCAGUCACUGAUUCCUAUUGAGCCCCUCUCCCCAUCCUCUGAAGACAGAUGUUCCAAUUGUUAUAAAGAAGGACAGCUACUCCAAGGGGGAAGCGUAGCUAGGAACUGUUCUCCAGGAGCCUUUCACCCUCUUGUGUGCUGUAGCAGUGAGGUGGGGGUUUAGUCUGUUUGAUGAGCAGUGAAAUGUACUUCCAGGCUGGGUGUGUAUAAAUGCGUGGUGAGCUCUCUGCAUGAGGUGUGUGUGUGUGUGUGAGAGAGAGAGAGAGAGAGAGAGAGAAACACAUGUUCUCCCUCUGCCUGUCCUCCCCAUCUCCUCAAGGCAGCCUGGUUCUCCACCAUAUAGACACACAUUGACUGGCACCAAAGAGCAGACAGUGGUUUUAUUCUAUGUGAAAAGGAAAUAUACAAUGUAAAAUCGUCCUCCUUAAACGGAUGUUAUGCUUUUGGGAUCUGUAAUAAAGCAAAUGCUUUUCCUCUGAGGUGUGAGGGCUCAA
Messenger RNA from Chrysemys picta bellii (western painted turtle), 2016 nucleotides. It is a transcript of the gene TEX264, whose product is annotated as testis expressed 264, ER-phagy receptor. Gene Ontology annotation, biological process: reticulophagy; protein-DNA covalent cross-linking repair. Gene Ontology annotation, cellular component: endoplasmic reticulum membrane; nucleus; replication fork. The record is from RefSeq and is a predicted model, not a curated record. Lineage: Eukaryota; Metazoa; Chordata; Testudines; Emydidae.